AUGAUCACGACCAAGAUCAAAUGGCCGGAAUGGCGAUACGUUCCAUUCAGUCGCAUCUUCUACCUAGGCAUGAACAUCCUCCAGUCAACCGCGGGCAUCACGGUGGUCAGUCUGUGCGGAUCCGACGUGUCGGAGAACUCCAUCCAGAAAGGGCGAUCGAUCUUCACCAUUGUAGUCGGCAUCCUCUCGAUAAUCACGGCAUUCUCAUUUGCCGUCGAGGUUCUGCUCACCAUGCCGAGCCGCGUGUGGCUGCUGAUCGUGUUCGUGUGGCAGUGGCUGAUUGUAGCCCUGUGGGCGAUCUCGGCCGGUCUGCUGGGAGGGGUAUACCUUCCGCAUGGACGGGCGAGGAUGCGGACAGCAACGGGGUUCGCAUAUCUGAAUCUCGUGCUGUGGCUGUUGUGCUCGAUUGUCGGCACCGUCACUUGUUGUGCUUCGGGCCGGAAAAAGAAGCAACGGAACGGCGCGGAUGGUGAGGUGGAUGGAGGCCUUAAGCCGCCGGCGCAGGUGCACGUUCUUGCAGACAGAAGUACUGGACCUUAA
Exophiala bonariae is the source of this 540-nucleotide messenger RNA. RefSeq lists its product as uncharacterized. The transcript is spliced from 2 exons. The record is from RefSeq and is a predicted model, not a curated record. Bases 1 to 540 code for a protein of 179 amino acids. Lineage: Eukaryota; Fungi; Ascomycota; Eurotiomycetes; Chaetothyriales; Herpotrichiellaceae.